Ylistrum balloti is the source of this 1644-nucleotide messenger RNA. Its product is annotated as tyramine beta-hydroxylase-like. Bases 1 to 1644 code for a protein of 547 amino acids. The transcript is spliced from 8 exons. NCBI's taxonomy places the organism in Eukaryota, Metazoa, Mollusca, Bivalvia, Pectinida, Pectinidae. The record is from RefSeq and is a predicted model, not a curated record. Gene Ontology annotation, molecular function: copper ion binding; dopamine beta-monooxygenase activity.
AUGCGUACACUUACCCUGGUGUUUUGUGUGGCUACGGUAGGGGGGUACCUCCAUUUCCAGAAAGAGAUUCCUAAUGGUGGAAAUGUAUCACAUCCAUGUAAGUUGAACGACACAUGGGAAGGUGUGGGGCAUCUGAACCCCUACGGAGAAGGCUACUUGAAUCCAUUCGGCCAGGACUUCAAAAGCGCAGGAAUGACUUGGACCAAAACCCUGUGCAAAACAGACUCUGACGGGGAUGGGAAAACAAACGGAGAGGAGUUGGGAGAUCCGGAAUGUAUUUGGACCAAAGGAAGCAGUCCAACAGUUACACAUGACAUAAGUCAUCCUGGUGUUUGUACCCCAUACUCGGCUCCCGCCUGCCAGGCAGUCAAUACCUGGAUCGACUGUGAGAUAAAGGAUAAGACGUGCGAUGCGAUCAACGAAAUUGGUAUGAAAAACACCACUGUGAGAAUUCCUGAGACCGCAGUGCCAUUGGCUGAGACAACGUAUCACUGUAUGCUCUUUGAAUUUCCGGCAGACGGCGAUUAUCACUUUGUUGCAUUUGAACCUUACAUUGAUAAUGCUAAUGUAAAUCAUCAUAUACUUCUGUUUGGUUGUGAUGAUUCAGUUAAAGCUCUAAGGACCUCCAAUAUCAACAGUGUUCGUCCGUGUAAUGCUACUCCAGAACCAUACUGUCAGACGUUAAUGGGCGUUUGGAAUUACGGCUCUCCUAGUCAGUGUAUGCAUAAGAAUGCUGGAUUCAGGAUAGGACAGAAUGGUUACAGACAUGCUGUUCUCCAGUUGCACUGGAACAACCCAGAACAUCGCUCCGACUACACUGAUAGCUCUGGAAUGAAGUUGUAUUUUACCUCCAAUCUCCGACAACACGAUGCCACGACGUUGACUGUCGGUACAACAUAUAUAGAAAUACCACCCGGUGAGGAAAAUGUUGAGGUUGAAGCUUUAUGCAGUAGUGACUGUUCAUCGCGAUAUUUGUCAGGACCAAUCUAUAUCAUCUCUGCAGAGAACCAUAUGCAUCUCUUAGGAAGGAAACAAAAAAUCCAGCUUUACCGAAAAGGAGUGUGGAUCGCAGAUAUUACCAAUGAGGUGUUUAAGUACGGAACAAAUAAUUAUUUUCAAUUUACAACUCCUAUUGAAGUUCUUCCUGGAGAUGAAAUCAAAAUUACAUGUUCCUACAAUUCAGUUGAUCAGAAUUUGACGACAAUUAUGGGAGAAGACACUUCAGAUGAGAUGUGCUUCGGAUUUCUUAUUGUCUAUCCCGAACAGCACCUGACUGGACGUGACUGCGCAUCAUGGAUGGACUUAGAUUUGUGUAAAGUAAUUGAUUUUAACUCCGAUUUUCCUACAAUGAAUGGCUGUUACACGAAUUCAUUGAUAAACCCAUUUAACACGGAUCUCGCCGCUAUUAUUACAAAUCUCAACAAACUUUGCAAACCCUUCGAUUUAUGUACAUCCGAAUGCAAACGUUAUGUCAGGGACUUAAUAUCGAAGAACAAGUGUUUCCAGGGGACUAUCGACCUUUUUUUGAGGCAUUAUGCCGUAUCACACGCUAAAUUUCUCAUGACCAUUUUCGCUGCUAUCGAUUCUUGUAAAGCAGAGAUAGAGCUAGAUACAUGUCAAGACCGAUGCGACUUGAUUGCGUGA